Centropristis striata (black sea bass) is the source of this 1277-nucleotide messenger RNA. RefSeq names its product transmembrane protein 11 (gene tmem11). Lineage: Eukaryota; Metazoa; Chordata; Actinopteri; Perciformes; Serranidae. The record is from RefSeq and is a predicted model, not a curated record. The transcript is spliced from 2 exons. Gene Ontology annotation, cellular component: mitochondrial inner membrane. Gene Ontology annotation, biological process: inner mitochondrial membrane organization. The coding region runs from base 83 to 646 and encodes 187 amino acids.
GUCGACUGCGUUGGCACUACUACAUUACCCAGAAGGCUACGCGCUCUCAUACGUCAACUGCAAUCACGGUUGUAUCUCCAACAUGGCGUCGCUGGGAAGGAGGCGCGGUGUCCCAGUAAGCAGGGAGAGGGGAGUGAUGGCGGCGACAGAUUGCUACAUUGUGCACGAGAUCUACAACGGGGAGAAUGCGCAGGACCAGUUUGAAUAUGAGCUGGAGCAGGCACUGGAGGCCCAGUAUAAAUACAUUGUCAUUGAGCCCACACGCAUCGGAGAUGAAACGGCCCGUUGGAUUGCCGUGGGCAACUGCCUGCACAAGACGGCCGUGUUGUCAGGCGCCGCUUGCCUCCUGACGCCACUUUCACUGCCUGUUGAAUACUCGCGCUAUGUGGCGUUGCCCGCUGGGGCCCUCAGCGUGGCGUGCGCCGCCCUCUACGGGAUUUCAUGGCAAUUUGACCCCUGCUGCAAGUACCAGGUGGAAUACGACAGCCAAAAACUCUCGCGGCUGCCCCUGCAUACACUCACCUCCUCGACGCCCGUGGUAUUGGUACGCAGGGAUGACGUCCACAGAAAGAGACUCCAUAAUACGAUAGCACUGGCUGCCCUGGCGUAUUGCGCCAAGAAGAUCUACGAACUCUAUGCGGUAUGAGUGCACUCUGAAGAGGGUUUAAGAACCAAGAGAAAAAAGGAAAAAACAAACAAAAAAACGGAACCUAUCCACCCCCAGAUGUAAGAAAAGUGGAAGUCUUGAUCAGGCCCAGCAGUUAGCUCCACACGUGGUGGGUGCUUCCAUUUUGAACUUUGAUCAGAGGGAUAUAGUUAAAACUAGAAGGAAUUGUUUUUUCCCUUACCUUUUUCUUUACUUCUAUGUGACAUCAACAGCACACGUAUCUCCGUAGUACCCUUGCGCCUCCUCCCCGCGCCCUCCACCUGCAUCCUUGACACACAAGCAAGUGCACAAGGGUACGGCAGCGGUUCAUCUGAAUUGAAUUGUAUUGCAGUUGAAACGGACCGACAUGUUUUGAGUACCGAGCUCUUUCCCCCUUUCCCUCGUAGUUUUACUGUACCCCUUUCUUGCUGAUCAGUACAUCACCCUUUCAUUAAACAUUAGGAUAUUUCAAACUAACUUUUCUGUACUUUAUUUUACUUUUUUCAUUAAAUGAAUUCUACAUGAUGUCCAGAAAAGAGCAAAUAGCUGCAACUUAUUUGAGAUUGUGUCUUGUUCAUGUAGAUAUUCUUGUUUAAAAGAGUGCAAAAAAAAAGAUCUUAUGUGACUAUGA